Molecule: messenger RNA, 3012 nt
Organism: Perca flavescens (yellow perch)
Lineage: Eukaryota; Metazoa; Chordata; Actinopteri; Perciformes; Percidae
Gene: mta3
Product: metastasis associated 1 family, member 3
Exons: 14
Coding region: 266-1816 (516 amino acids)
Biological process (GO): negative regulation of transcription by RNA polymerase II
Cellular component (GO): nucleoplasm; NuRD complex
Molecular function (GO): sequence-specific DNA binding; chromatin binding; transcription coactivator activity
Source: RefSeq, a predicted model, not a curated record
GUCACCAGCCAGUGGUUUUUCGGGUUGAUCUGACUUCUUUUGGCUGCCGAGAGUUCACUGUAUUGUAAAGGAUACUGUGAAUCCUAGAGGAGGAGGGGGGGGGUUGAUUAGGCAAAAAUUCUCUCGCUUGGGUACACAUCCGGAGUCUCGACGAUUAUAAUUUAUCGCACCCUUUACCUUUUAAGAUACUGGGCUUUAUUGUUUUUAUUAAUUUAUUCUAUUUCUCUUAGUUUAUGGUUUACGUUAACACUCCGGGAGGGCAGAAAUGGCGGCCAACAUGUACCGGGUCGGAGAUUAUGUAUUCUUUGAGAACUCUUCCAGUAACCCUUACCUGAUCCGGCGGAUAGAAGAACUCAACAAGACGGCCAGUGGGAACGUGGAGGCUAAGGUGGUUUGUUUCUACAGAAGACGAGACAUCUCCCACAGCCUCAUCCAGCUUGCAGACAAACAUGCAAAGGAGUUGGAAGAAGAGAAGGAGAGCCCGACAGAGACAGACCUAACAGAAAAACAGAAACACCAGCUUCGCCACAGAGAGCUCUUCCUCUCCCGGCAGUAUGAGAGUCUACCUGCGACACACAUCAGGGGAAAGUGCAGUGUCGCAUUAUUGAACGAGACUGAAGCUGUUCUUUCAUACCUUGACAAAGAGGAUACAUUUUUCUACUCACUGGUGUACGACCCAACACAGAAGACCCUGCUGGCCGACAAAGGAGAGAUCAGAGUGGGGCCACGCUUUCAGGCAGAUGUACCUGAAAUGCUACAAGAGGGUGAGGCAGAUGACAGGGACCAGUCCAAGCUGGAAGAGAAGCUGUGGUAUCCAGAGUGUCCACUUACCAGCAAACAGAUAGACCAAUUCCUAGUGGUGGCACGGGCGGUUGGGACCUUUGCUCGAGCGUUGGACUGCAGCAGCUCGGUUAGACAGCCAAGCUUACACAUGAGUGCAGCUGCUGCCUCACGAGAUAUCACACUGUUCCAUGCGAUGGACACGUUGCAUCGUCAUAAUUACGACCUGUCUAGUGCCCUGAGUGUACUGGUCCCAGCGGGCGGCCCGGUGCUCUGCAGGGAUGAGAUGGAGGAGUGGAGUGCCUCGGAAGCUGCCAUGUUCGAAGAGGCACUAGAAAAAUACGGAAAAGACUUCAACGACAUUCGACAAGACUUUCUGCCAUGGAAGUCUCUGACUAGCAUCAUAGAGUACUACUACAUGUGGAAGACCACAGACAGAUAUGUGCAACAGAAGAGACUGAAGGCAGCAGAGGCAGAGAGCAAACUGAAGCAGGUUUAUAUCCCCACAUAUAACAAGCCCAACCCCAACCAGAUCUCAGUGACUAAUGGCAAGAUGGCGACAGUGAAUGGAGCGGGCCCUGGGGCCUACCAUGCAGCAGGCGGGGGCAGAGCCUGCGAGAGCUGCUAUACCAUGCAGUCAGCCCAGUGGUACUCAUGGGGGCCUCCAAACAUGCAGUGCCGCCUUUGCGUUUCCUGUUGGAUGUACUGGAAGAAGUACGGAGGCCUGAAGAUGCCAAGCAGAGCAGAGGCCCCAGAGGAGAGGACCUCCCCCAGUCCAGCAACCAAUGAGCCUCGCUCACGGGGUCAUGCUCCUCGCCAGUCCAACCACAUGGUGCCGAUGCGAAACAGCGGCAGCCCCAAGUCCUCCAUGAAGACCAAGCAGGCUUUCCUGCUGCAGGCUACCCGCCUCACCAAGCUGGCCCGGCAUAUGUGCCGUGACAUCAUCAGGCUGCGCCGUGCUGCGCGCCGGCCCUUUGUCCCCAUUAACUGUGGGGCCAUAAAGGCAGAGUGUAAGAGCUCUUUCAAUUCCUCCUAACUUCUGCCACAUGGACACACCUGCAGACAAAACACAACAUAUGCAGACAUACUGAAACACACACACACACACACACACACACACACACACACACACACACAAACUCUCUCAUCACCCUGACUGCCCCACCAUCAACCCCCAUCUUUGCCCCCCGUCUGUCUCUCUUUCUGUUUUUAUUAUUAUUGUUAUUAUUAUUUUGUUUUUUGUAUUCUCCCAUCCCCUGUUUCCAAUAAAGACUGCCUGUCCUCAUAACGAUGAGUUUGAUCAUCUUUUCAUUCGUGUUUUUAUUUUAUUUUUAUUUCUUUAUCUAAUAUGGUUCUUGGUCACUGUGAACUCAAAGCCAUUGUUGGAGUUAAACACAAAGAUUUAUUGGUUUUAACAGGGCUAUUUUACACAAGCACAUCUGCACACACUUUGAAAACGCACAUAAUAACUGAAUUUGCUCCUGUCAUUAACAAGUAGACUGUAAUCCAUUAGAGCUCAUCUAGUCUGAGCUGUGUACUUGCUGAAGUUAGCUGUAGAGAAGAUGUAUUUUGAUAAGAGAAGCUCUAUUUUGCACGGCGCUCCUGGUACAGGCGUGCCCACUCUGCUGUCCUGGCAGAACUAGUUGUCUCAACCACGAAUGUUUAUUGUAAAUACUGAAACUCCGCUUCAGUGUGUUUUAAGGCAUUUUUGUUCCUUUUUGCACACUCAUUUUCUCUCAUGCUGUUAAUCAUGUGUGUUUGACAAAAUGAAUUGUGUUUGGGUCGAUAAUGAGCUUUAGAUGGAUUUGGACUGAUAAAACUUGAAAGAAGGAAGGUUGAAGCCGAAGUUAGGACUUUUCUUUUGUUUGUUACAAAGACUAACCAGCUGCUCUUGACUUCUUUGCUGUUGGCUGCAUCUCCCAAUGGAGAUCAGGCUUACCCAUUUAGAGUCAUCAACUGGACCACGUCCUCUUGGAUGGUCCCUCGCCAUACCAUCCACUCAGCUGUUCUCCUGUGUUCAAAUCAUGCAAUAUUCAUAUGAAUCCAUCAUGUUGCCUCUUCUCGCUUUGCCAUUCAGAGACAUUUCUCCCCUCUACUUUGCCUCCUCGUCCUUCACUUUCUAACAACUGUUGCAAUAUUCUCAUCUCACCUUCUGCCUCUUUUUUGCUCUUUUCUUUCAUCACUGUGUGAAUGUGAGAGUAGACCUCCAAUAAAGUCACACCUGAAAACAUC